Vigna angularis (adzuki bean) is the source of this 673-nucleotide messenger RNA. RefSeq names its product histone H3.2. The transcript has a single exon. The coding region runs from base 79 to 489 and encodes 136 amino acids. The record is from RefSeq and is a predicted model, not a curated record. NCBI's taxonomy places the organism in Eukaryota, Viridiplantae, Streptophyta, Magnoliopsida, Fabales, Fabaceae. Gene Ontology annotation, cellular component: nucleosome. Gene Ontology annotation, molecular function: structural constituent of chromatin; protein heterodimerization activity; DNA binding.
UCCCUAAUAUUCACACUCUCUCUAUUACAUAAUUUCUCAGAGCGAUUCAAUUUCUUAGUGAAUCAAACUCUCUCUGCAAUGGCACGAACCAAACAAACAGCACGCAAGUCCACCGGAGGCAAGGCUCCUAGGAAGCAACUGGCUACGAAGGCUGCCAGGAAGUCCGCUCCGGCGACCGGUGGCGUGAAGAAACCUCACCGUUUCCGGCCAGGUACGGUGGCGCUGAGGGAGAUCAGAAAGUAUCAGAAGAGCACGGAGCUGCUGAUCCGAAAACUUCCCUUCCAACGUCUUGUCCGCGAGAUCGCACAGGAUUUCAAGACCGAUCUGCGGUUUCAGAGCAGCGCCGUGUCCGCGUUGCAAGAAGCUGCUGAGGCUUAUUUGGUUGGACUCUUCGAAGACACCAAUCUCUGUGCCAUUCACGCUAAGCGCGUCACCAUUAUGCCAAAGGAUAUUCAGCUUGCCCGCAGAAUCAGAGGCGAAAGGGCUUGAUAGUUACGUGAGAUUUUCAAAUGUCUUUUGAGAUCUGAGAGAUUCUGAGGCCUUUGUUCAGAGUAGUCAUUGUAGUUAGUUUGUUGAUUUGUGAAUGGGUGAAAUAGCUUCUGAAUUAGCUUUAGUUUUCUUCAGCUUUUAUUUUUGUUUUUAAUUGACUUUUAAUGGACUUUAUCUUUUUAUA